AUGUCCUGGAACACAAACACUUCACCCCCGCUUCCACCCCCUCUCUCGUCUUCCUCUAAUUCGUCUCGUCAUAACAGUUUCAGUGGGUACAACAACGCACCUGUGCAAAGACCAAAGUUGACUACCACUGUUUGGGAAGAUGAAGGCACUUUAUGCUACCAAGUAGAUGCAAAAAGUGUCUGCGUCGCUCGUCGUCAAGAUAAUGAUAUGAUCAACGGCACUAAAUUGCUCAAUGUCGUUGGCAUGUCUCGAGGCAAAAGAGACGGUAUCCUCAAGAACGAAAAGGGCCGUGUAGUUGUCAAAGUAGGCGCAAUGCAUCUCAAAGGUGUAUGGAUCACUUUUACUAGAGCCAAAGAUUUAGCUACCAAGUUCAAGAUUGUAGACAUCCUGUACCCACUAUUUGUAGAGGAUCCCUCUGUCUUCUUGUCUGUGCCUCCACCUCCUCCCUCCUCAUCUUCCGGCACUCUCAAUGUGAGUAACUCAAACAGCGGCAGCUUGCCCAUCAUGCUUCCAUCAUCCAAUCCCACCACGACAGCACCCAAAUACACGACAAAUUACGGCUCAUUCAACAUGCAAACCUGGGAAAAGCAAUCCUAUCAACCUCUUCCUAGUAUCACAAAUCAACAACAACAGGAUCAAAUGUUGAUUCGAUCUCAAAACCUCACCAGCGGUAGUUGUAGUCCUGUGCCUGGAAGCAUUGCUCCCAUCUUGUCCUCCACCGCCACCGCGGAAGAGAAUGAUCUGUAUCUGAUGAGCAACCCAUAUGAUUAUCGUAGUAGCAGUAACGAUAGAGCUUAUAGUAACAACACGAGUAACAGCUCCUAUCAUUUAUACGGUAACAAUAACAACAACAACAGUGGCGGUGCUACUACAACAGAUCAUUACUCUUCUUCUCCUUACGACAAUGCGCCAACAACAAGUCCUUAUGUGCAACAACGCAAAUUACAUCAUUCAGUCAUUGAUCAUAUUGCUGACAAGGAACCUUAUCAUCAUCAUGGAGAGCAAAGACGUAAUAGCAUUGAUUUGCCUACCAGUCCUCCUCCAGAAGGCUUGAAAUAUUCAUCCACGUCUUCCGCUGUAUGGCCUGAUGCAGACACCACAUCAGCAGCAGCAGCAGCAGCAGCAGCAGCAUCAGAUCGAAAAGAUGCCUCAUUAGGGUCUUCUUCAGGUAUUCGAAAUGCUACUCAUUUGAUCCUGUCCGGUAGCAAUGGCUCUUGUCAUCCUCUUGCAAAUGAGUACGAUCAUAAUGGCAAUGAGGAACAAGAUCAAUCAAAGUCCUUGUUUAAAAGUAGAAAGAGAGGCCAUCAAGACAUGAGCAAAAACAACAUCCAUCUUCAACGUAAGCGUAUGAAGAAUGAUACGUUGACAGCUACACCUUGA
Mucor velutinosus is the source of this 1380-nucleotide messenger RNA. Its product is annotated as 3',5'-cyclic-nucleotide phosphodiesterase. Bases 1 to 1380 code for a protein of 459 amino acids. The transcript is spliced from 4 exons. Gene Ontology annotation, molecular function: DNA-binding transcription factor activity; sequence-specific DNA binding. The record is from RefSeq and is a predicted model, not a curated record. Lineage: Eukaryota; Fungi; Mucoromycota; Mucoromycetes; Mucorales; Mucoraceae. Gene Ontology annotation, cellular component: nucleus. Gene Ontology annotation, biological process: positive regulation of transcription by RNA polymerase II.